UCUUCGCUAUCGAGAUAAAGUAAAAGCAAAACCGUUUACUUCGGUUAUGUUUGGAUAUCUGUUGUCAUCAAUCUACAAUUUUGAGGUUAAAAAGUGAAUGAAAUUCUUCUUAUACACUCUCUUUCUCAUGAACAUUUUAUGAGUAUAUAUUCACACUUUGGCUCUAAGCUAUUCCUGGUAAUUUUUAAAGGCAUCUUCCUUUCUUUUUCUGUGUGUCUCCCCCACAAUAGUCAUUUGUAAACACCAAAAUAAUGGCCAACAUUUCUGGCUUCAGACAAACCUCUACUAAGAUGUCUAAACAGCACUUCAAAGUGUGCUUUUGUUUCAACAGAAUGUUCAGGCUUAAUGUGGCUGAAGCUCCAGAGGAAAUAAAAAACAUCUUUGAUAUGUAUUCAUACAAUGGCCACAUGAGCAUGGAAGGCCUGUACAACUUUUUAGUUCAAAUUCAAGGAGAAAAGAGUGGUGAUGCCACCAUGAAACAUGCUCAAGACAUUUUUGACAGCCUCAAGCAUCUCCACAUAUUUCAAAGGAAAGUCCUUCAAUUUGAGGCCUUCUUCCGUUAUCUCCUUAGUGACCGUAAUGGGCCACUUACUGAGGUGCACCAUGACAUGAAUUUUCCGUUAGCUCAUUAUUUCUUGUACACAGGCCACAACUCCUACUUAACUGGAAACCAAUUCAGCAGUAAAAGCAGCACUAGCCCAAUAAUAAAGGCACUGAAGAAAGGGGUUAGAGUCAUUGAGUUGGAUUUAUGGCCAAAUUCUAAAGGAGAUGGUGUAGAAGUUCGCCAUGGAGGGACUAUGACUUCUUCAGUAAAACUCAAAGACUGUUUGUUUGCCAUUAAGGACCAUGCAUUUCAUGCCUCUCCAUAUCCUGUCAUCAUAACUUUUGAAGACCAUAUAACACCCUAUCUUCAAGCCAAAGUGGCCAAGAUGGUUGAUCAUAUAUUUAGAGGCAUGUUGUUUCGCCCUGAUUCACAAUUGAAGGAAUUCCCUUCCCCGGAAUCAUUGAAGGGAAAAUUUUUGAUUUCAACUAAACCACCAGAGUCUCCUGAAAAUCAAAUCCAAAAGGUACAAGAGGAAGAAGGAGAGAGGCUUGAUGACAGAGAUGAUAGAAUUGGAGCUAAUCAUAAGGAUGAAUCAGAUAACCCGAGUGAGGAUGAUGAUCCUCUUGGAUAUAAGAACAUAAUUUCUGUUCAUGCAGGGAAGCCAAAAGGUAAGGUAGAAAAUUGGCUGAUGAAUCAUGACCAAGUUCGGCGUCUUAGCUUGAGUGAACAAAUGCUUGAAGAUAUCACCAAAACUUGUGCAACAGAUAUUGUGAGAUUCACCCAAAGGAAUUUGCUUAGAAUAUAUCCAAAGGGUGCACGCCUGGACUCCUCCAAUUAUGAUCCCAUGACUGGAUGGAUGCAUGGAGCUCAAAUGGUAGCAUUUAAUAUGCAGGGACAUGGGCAUUACCUAAGGUACAUGGAAGGAAUGUUCAGAGCCAAUAACGGCUAUGGCUAUGUUAAGAAACCAGACAUCUUGUUGAAUGUUGGUCCCAAUAAUGAGGUUUAUGAUCCUAGAGUAAUCAGACCAGUUCGGAAAAAUCUGCAGGUUUUGGUAUACAUGGGUGAUGGGUGGCAUUCAGAUUUCCACCAAACACACUUUGAUUUUUAUUCUCCACCCGACUUCCAAGUAAAGAUUAGCAUUCAUGGAGUCCCAGCUGAUAAAUAUACCAAAACAACAAGGAUAGUUCAAAACGAGUGGGUACCAGUUUGGAAUGAGGAGUUCAAUUUUCCAUUAACUUUUCCGGAACUUGCCCUCUUAUACAUCAAAGUCAUUGAGUGUGACAUAUCUGGCCAACAUGAUUUUGCUGGACAAACAUGUUUACCCGUGUUUGAGCUUAAAGAAGGUAUUCAUGCAGUUCGCUUAUGUGACCGCAAGGGUGAAGUUUACAAGUCUGCAAGGCUGCUAAUCCAUUUUCGGUUUAGCGAUUAUGGUGCAAAUGAUAUUCAUUCUGAUAUUAUAUGAUUUAGCGAUCUAUUAAAUUGUCUCUUAUAAUAUUCUUUUUAACUUAUAAUAAUAUACUUCUAAAGUACAAAUAUUAACAAAUA
This is a messenger RNA of Lotus japonicus, 2089 nucleotides long. RefSeq names its product phosphoinositide phospholipase C 1-like. The transcript is spliced from 9 exons. Lineage: Eukaryota; Viridiplantae; Streptophyta; Magnoliopsida; Fabales; Fabaceae. The record is from RefSeq and is a predicted model, not a curated record. Bases 252 to 2006 code for a protein of 584 amino acids. Gene Ontology annotation, biological process: phosphatidylinositol-mediated signaling; lipid metabolic process. Gene Ontology annotation, molecular function: phosphatidylinositol-4,5-bisphosphate phospholipase C activity.